This is a messenger RNA of Salvelinus sp. IW2-2015, 1666 nucleotides long. RefSeq names its product ras-related protein Rab-28. Gene Ontology annotation, molecular function: GTPase activity; GTP binding. Gene Ontology annotation, biological process: regulation of exocytosis. NCBI's taxonomy places the organism in Eukaryota, Metazoa, Chordata, Actinopteri, Salmoniformes, Salmonidae. The record is from RefSeq and is a predicted model, not a curated record.
ACCUUGAUGAUAAAGCAAAUAUAAAAGCUGUAACAUCAAAUGUACAAGUAUUUCCCGAUAAAGUGUUUGUAAAUAACAGGCUUACAAAAUAUAAAUGGAACAUGCCUGGCAACAGUAGUAUCUGGUGAAAUGGCGUCAGGUUACCUAGUGCUCGGUCUAUUUUAGCUAUCUGAUAUAUAGCUAGCUAUAUUCAAUAACCUUUGACUGAAUAGAAGUGCAUUUUCAAUAGAAUAAAUAACGUAAUUGUUAUAUAUUUCAAAAUGUCUGACUCGGAAGAGGACAGUCAAGAUAAGCAACUUAAAAUUGUAGUCAUCGGAGACGGCGCAUCGGGGAAGACGUCACUCGCCACCAGGUUUGCCCAGGAGGCCUUUGGGAAACAAUACAAACAAACCAUUGGCCUUGAUUUCUUUCUGAAGAGAAUAACUCUGCCAGGCAACUUGAAUGUUACUUUGCAAGUGUGGGAUAUUGGAGGUCAAUCGAUCGGAGGGAAAAUGCUGGAUAAAUAUGUCUACGGGGCUCAGGGUGUUCUUCUAGUGUACGACAUUACAAACUACCAGAGCUUUGAGAAUCUGGAGGACUGGUACGGCAUGGUCAAGAAGGCCAAUGAAGAGUCAGACGUCCAGCCUGUGGUCUCACUGGUGGGAAACAAAAUUGACCUGGAGCAUAUGAGGACAGUGAAGGCUGACAAGCACCAGCGUUUCUGCCAAGACAACAGCCUCAUCAGUCAGUUCGUAUCAGCCAAGACUGGAGACUCAGUGUUCCUGGCAUUCCAGAGAGUGGCUGCAGAGAUUCUGGGGGUGAAGCUCAACAAAGCAGAGAUUGAGCAGUCCCAGCGUGUGGUGAAGGCAGACAUCGUGAACUACAGUCAAGAACCUGUGGCGAGGACAGUCAACCCCCCGCGCAGCUCCAUGUGUGCGGUGCAGUGACCGCCUCUCUCCCCCACCUCCCCUCUUGCCCCUCCACAAACUGACUAUAGCAGUGAGGGCUUCUGACCAGCAGGCUGCCCCCAACACACUGGCCCAUAGCCAAAGCAGGGGAAUUGAGCCAGCUUGGUUUAUUCUGCUACACACACACACCUUCUCUCUCUCUCUCAACGCACAAGUCUUUAGAAAGGCUUUAUAUCAGUAUUUCCUUUUUUGAGGGUUUUCAGGGUCAUUGGAUAUUUUAAGAUUUGAAUGUGAGGAUCUCUCUGUAUGUACAGUUUGUAUAUGUAAAGGGACCCCACAGUAUAUUCCUGGCUUCAAUACAUUUAAUCUAUUUUCAUGAAUGGAUUUCUUGAGUAGUAAUCAGCUUUGGUUGCAGCAUACGUCUGUUUAAAUAUGAAGUUAUGCUGAAAGCAAAUGGGCCCUCCACUUUUUCAGCAAUAUAUUUUGAGCAACUGUUAUAUUCUUUUGUCAUUUUUUUUCUUCUACUGUCUUCAUUAUUCAAUUAUUCUUCAAAGGACCAUUUUUGAUUGUGUGUGUGUGUAUGCAUGUAUGUAUUCAACAAAAAUAUAAACGCAACAUGUAAAGUGUUGGUCCCAUGUUUCAUGAGCUGAAAUUGAAGAUCCCAGAAAUUGUCCAUAGGCACAGAAACGUAUUUCUAUCAAACGUUGUGCACAAAUUUGUUUACAUCCCUGUUCGUGAGAAUUUCUCCUUUGCCAAGAUAGUCCGUCCACCAGGUGUGG